UUUGUCAUCGAGUCGGACUUUUCAUCAUCGAGGAGAGGCAGAGGCGGUGUGCCUCGUCGGUCCUACCACUGUAAAGGCGUGUUUCGUGGGACCAUGGUGCCGUGACCGUCCUUUUGUCAUCAUUUCGACUAGAACAGCCCGAGGAAGCGUCUUCAUUAGUACCUACCUUGCAAGUGGCAGUGGUAGUGUCUGGAUGGUGUUGUGCUAGUGUGCGUCUCUGGUAUUAGUGCCUGCCGGUGAAUCCGCGCUUCGUCUGUAGUGCUCCGGUAUCCAGCUGGGAAACCCUGCUCGGCUGGUACGAUGAUAGGACGGUUAGCGCGGGUGCUUUGCCGAUCGGUCAGCAGUAUUCGUACCGUCGGCAGUAUUGCAGCUCUGACGCUAGUGGCAGCCGGUGGCGCGGCGCUGUGCCCCACCCCGGACACCUGGCCGCUAUCCAGUGCCGUCCUGCUGUCUCCCGGGAUCAGUUCGCAGCUGCCCUGGGCCGAGGCGCCGCAGGGCACCGUGGCCAGGUACCGCUGCGACCCCGGCUACCUGCCCGUCGGCCUCACGGAGAGGACGUGUCGAGCUGAUGGCACCUGGAGCGGGGCCGCCCCGCGCUGCCUGCUCAACAUAGCCAGUCAGACGAGUCUGAGGAGGUGGCCGGCAUUGGUCGAUGACAGUCUGGAGACGCACAUUGAGCUGAGUCAGCUGAAUCAGCUGUAUUCAGAGGACAUCAAGCUGUACACGGUGCCGUCACUGGGAGCCGAACAUCAGAGCCGAACGCUGCCCAGCAUCCGCGAGAUACGGUUCAUCACCACAGGAGAACACGAUCUCGAUGGUCUGAAGAUAUUUGUGACGAAGCCUAAACUGAGCGACCCCUGCGACGGGACAGACAGAUUUCCGGCUCCAACAGAAAUUUCAAGGGGAAGCUCCGUGAAAAGUGGCACACUUACAGUCCACACAUUUCUUACGAAGUCGUGCUUCAAGAAAAUACUGAUUAAAAAAUCGAACGCCAUCAAAAAGACGGACUCCAGCCUACCAGCUGCAGCUGUGCUUGAAGUACAGCUUCUCACUGAGCAGUCGGGAGUGUCCAGUCAGCAGUGCCGGUUACCGCCGUCACCGGUCGUGUCAGAUGAUGAUCCGGCGAUCAGCUGGGCGGCCGGCCCGCUCUGCUAUCACCUGUUCAGCGACCGGCUGUCGCGGGCUGCCGCAGCCACCCUCUGCCGUCAGCUCGGGCCGAGCGGGCAGCUGGUGCGGCUUCACAGCAGCGGGGUACACAACAUCGCCCAGCUCGUGCUCAGACAAUCAUGUUUGGCGAACAGAUGGGCUAACGAGUUUAUUUGGACAGCAGGCGAAGAUCAAGAUGACGAACAGACGCGCAACGCUGAAGACGGUAGUAGCCCACCGCCAUCUGGGAAAGAGUACUGUAUCGGAAUCAAACAAAUCAAACGAUGGGGCUUCGCACCAGAGCCCUGCGAAGAGAAGUGGAUGUUCAUUUGUCAAACAGCUCCGUCCAUGUGCGGCAGUCCGGCGGUGGGCUCGGGCCAGCGGUACGACCCUCCUCCCAGUCCGCACCUGCUCGCCGCCAACGUCACAUGCGCCGGAUACAGCACCGCCGAAGGAGCCGUGUUUUGCCGGGAGGGCCGCUGGACGCCGGCAGACUUCUGCCCAACAGACGGACUGCUGGGGACUGCCCUGGGCGCCGUGGCCGGAGUGAUGCUCCUGCUCGGCUGUGUUCUACUGGCUGCGGCCAGCUACAUGAAACACAAACGGGACAACGAGAGCGGCUGGGAGGCGUACACCUACAUCCGUCGUCUGAGCCGGCUCUCCCGCUACGGGGGCCGGCGCCAUGAGCUGGCCGCCAACCUGGUGACCGAUAACGCCUACAGCGCUCCGAUGACGGCGGCCGGCUCCAAGUCUCCCGUCAGCACCAGUGGGGGCUCCCCGCGGGCCUCCUGGCUGUACGGUCAGCCGGCGGCGCGGCGGGGGAACGCCGAGCUACUGCCGCCGCCGCCUCCCUCCAGCAGCCCUGUGAGCUCGGCCGGUCUGGUGAACCCCCACUACCGCGCCCCGUCCGCGUCCGACCAGCCCCCGCCGACGGCCGUCAGCCCAGCUAACCUCGCCGUCGAGUACUCCGUGCCGCUGGUACAGGGGCAGCGGCAGAGUCCGAAGCUGAGCUUCGCCGGCCGACCGGAAGAUGGCGCAGUCGGCGAUGAGUACGCUGUGCCGUAUGAUGCCAGAGGACAGGUAUCUGAGCGAACGGGGGCGCCCCCUGAUGUGGUGACCAGCACUGGAGGGAUGUAACUCAUUACAGCAUAAGUUUGCGAGGCGCGGAAACGGUCCCCGGUAGGGGGAAAGAGCUUUGAGCAUUGUGGCCCACGGCAAGUCUGGUCGGGUACAGCUAGAGCUUUGAUGUGGCGAUGUAGUUGCGAGGGCUGUACCCAAAUGUAUGCAGCAGGGACGGUUCCAUUAGUUAGUGAGAUGAAAAGACCGAGGGUGGGUCCCCAGUGCAGACAGCACAGAUCGUCUGUGGUUCUUCUGACAGUGGUUUGUUUAUCAAUAUGCACAUUCUAUCUUCCACAAUAAUUGCUUAGCAAUGUAAUGCUUUUAUGUGUACUGUACAAUGUACAACCCCCCGUGCUAUACAACUUGAUAUAAAUUGAACAUGAAAAUACCCUUUUAGUCUUUUGACUUCCCAGGCAAUAUGUACGAUGACAGCGCAUUUCAAUCUAGUCUAGAAAAGUGUGCUUUCAAAGCACUGAACCAUGACCAGGCACACACAGUUUGCUUGGUGCUAUCCCUACAUCCCAGAACACCAGGUGAGCAGCGUCCACGGCCUACUUCUACGAUACUGUUCCUACUACGAUAGAUCCGGCACAAGUUGUAAAGCCAAACACGCAGACAGCGU
Messenger RNA from Amphibalanus amphitrite, 2887 nucleotides. RefSeq lists its product as uncharacterized. The transcript has 11 exons. NCBI's taxonomy places the organism in Eukaryota, Metazoa, Arthropoda, Thecostraca, Balanomorpha, Balanidae. The record is from RefSeq and is a predicted model, not a curated record. Bases 301 to 2283 code for a protein of 660 amino acids.